Messenger RNA from Encephalitozoon romaleae SJ-2008, 696 nucleotides. RefSeq lists its product as hypothetical. The coding region runs from base 1 to 696 and encodes 231 amino acids. The transcript has a single exon. NCBI's taxonomy places the organism in Eukaryota, Fungi, Microsporidia, Unikaryonidae. The record is from RefSeq and is a predicted model, not a curated record.
AUGCUGUUUAAUUUAUUUCUGGUGUUUGGCUCGGUCAUCGCAAUUGCAGAAUAUUACAAUCACAGCAUUAUCCCAUACAUAGACAGGACCGGUAAUGGAGAUGCUUACUCGGACUAUAAUGCCGAAUCCUCAAUGAUAUCCAUAACCGAAUCUAGUGCACUUGAAGGAAGAACAGGCAACUUUACAGCAGAAGCCAUUGGCGAUGGGAAGAGUGAAAGGCUCGAUCUUUCUAGUCUAGCUUCAAGCAAGGCUGAUUCUCCUGCAGGAGCUAUCAAAUCAUUAAGGAUAGGAAAAUUUAAAAUCAAUCCCGAAAACAUCAGCGAUUUAAUUCAUCGUGAGAUGGCUGACAUGAGCCCUGAUCUUCAUAACAAGAUUGUAAACACUCUAGAACGCAACAGCGUUGACCGAAGGAGAUACAGAGAUCUUUUUCUUAUAAAGAAAAGGGUCAUUGAUGAUGGGAGAAGGAAGAUAAUCAAUUUCAACAUCAAAGAAAAGAUUAUCCCAAAGGAGGCUGAAGAAGAUCUUCCUAUCACCAGAGACUUUGGAACAAGGGCAUUACUUGGAGGAAUAAUGUUCCUAUUAGCAGGGCUAGUAUUUACAACAACCUUGAAAAUGUAUCAGAGUCUUAUAAGAAAGAACUACUUCAGUUUCGACGAAAAGGGGGAAAUGUUUACAGAGACCAAGCAGCCUUCUUAG